Amborella trichopoda is the source of this 2346-nucleotide messenger RNA. The record is from RefSeq and is a predicted model, not a curated record. Lineage: Eukaryota; Viridiplantae; Streptophyta; Magnoliopsida; Amborellales; Amborellaceae.
UUUGUUGUUUAGGACAGCAGCCUUCCACAAACCACACCCUUGGCAAGGGUACAAUAGUAAUUUUUGAGCCACAUUAACAUAUACGUUUGAGUGCCCAUGACGACGGGCGGGAACUCUGCGUCCAUUGCAGCCAACACACCGCGCAUUUCAAGUUUUAAACUCAGCUUUCCGCCAUCACAAAACUGACGAUCAAGCUCUGCAUUUCCUCAUAAAACCCUAAUUGUCCCCACUAGAGGAAUGACUCUCGAGCUCUGUGUUUCCUGAGAGAACUCUAAUCGCUGAUCAUUAGAGAAAUUUAGCUCAGGGUCUCCUGCAUAUCAGAAAACCCUAAUAUUUGGAUAGUAUAGCAACGAUGCUGAAGAUCUUUGUUUGCCUAGAGCCAUGCAUUUUAGAGCGAUGAACCUCAAGCUCUACUUUCAUUUGUAAACCCUUUUUUCCCGUUUGUACCAUUAGAGCAAUGAUGCUCAAGCCCUGUGUUAUCCCAGCAAAAGCAUCACACUAAUUGUCACAUUAUAUCAUUGUGUUGUUGUUUUUGGAGGUUCACCUCAUGGAUUCAUUUAUUUCUCGCCUGAGCUCUGGUCCUGCUACCCGGAAACCUUUUCCCAGUUUCAGGGCUCGUUGGAAAUGGUUCUCAGUUGAAAUAAAUGGGCGGAUGCCCUAUGACUACAAACACCACCUUAGCAGCCUCUUGUUCCGAUCUUACUCUCAGAUUGAUGAAAUCAACUGUGGGCAACCUACGAAUUUGAGAAAUGACCCUGAGAUACUGGGAGUUCCAGUACGUUUCCUAGAAUCUGUUCUCAGAAGGGAUGGUAUAUCAGCACUUGAAUUUGACAUGAAGGGAGUGUACUUGGCAUCAACAAGAAGGCUAGGAUAUUUGGCUGUGUAUGACUUUCAAGCUCUAUCAUCUGGAUACAAUGACAAUGCAUCAGCAGAAUUGCUGAACCUUUCUGUUGAUCUGCAACUUGAUGUUGUUCGAUGGAAUCGUGCCAACCAAGAUGAGGUUGCAUGUGCAUCAGAGCGUAGUUCUAAAGUUUUUAUAUUUGAUAUUGGCUAUGUUUCUGCAGAACCAUCUGUAAUCUUGAGCAAAAAGCUAAUUUCUACCAUGGAACGUGGUGAAGGAUUGAUAGGUAUUUCGGAUUUAACUUUUUUCCUAAAUGACAAAUCAAGAGUGCUUGCAUCUGGUAUGGAUGGGGUUCUUUACAUAUGGGAUAGGAGGAUGAAUAACUUUCCAUGUCUUGAGAUCAGCAUUCCCAAUCCUGGCAAGCAACUUAAUAGCUUAGAAUUGAGUAUGGAUGAGCAGAUCGUAUAUGGGGCAUGUGAUGGUGGCAAUAUCUACGCUUGGGAUCUUCGAGGUGGAAGAACAUCUGCCGCUUUUUUGAGUCAUAAAGAGGUGUAUCAUCCUCCUUUGACAUCUAUUAAGCUUUCAUCCCUGAUAGACCAAAUAACGCCGUUGAAGGAACAAUCAAGGAUUGUACCAAGGGCCAUUCACUCAAUUAACCUCGAUCCAUCUUGCCCAUAUCAACUGGCAUUUUCUCUAGAUAAUGGUUGGUCUGGGGUUCUGAACUUGUUUAGUUUAAGAGUAACACACAUGCAUUGUCCCCCUCCUUGGUUAAAUUUGCCAAAGGCUGAAGACAAUUUUAUUCUGCUUAAAAGAAAACCAUCAUGGCUGCCAUCAAGUUCGAUAUUCGCCAGUGCAUCAUCCUCAGGGAAAGGGAUUCAUCUUUUAGAUUUCCAUCCAAAUCCUAGCUCAGCAUGUCAUGUAGACUACAAUGAGGAAACAGAGACUGGUAUCGGACAACGGGGAUGGCGGGCAACUAAUGUGUUCGUUUCAUUAUCGAAGGAGGCCACAGUGUGUGCAGCACAUCCCCUCGAGACUACCAUCAUUGUGGGAACCAAGGAUUCCUUAUUGCUCACUGUCUCCCAAAAGUUUGAGUCCUCGAGCUGCUCAAGCAUGUCUAGUGAGAGGUAAUCCUGUAGCCUGCACAUAUCAUACACAACAUGUGUGGUAGUCAUGGACAGUCCAGAUCUAUUGGGAUACAGAAUCUGGACUGUGCAUUGUGGAAAUUGUCUUUGUGAUCGUGACUAUUUGAAUCUCUGAAAUGGGUGCCAUGACCAUGUCUAUUACUUUGAGAAGAUCUUUAACAAAUUCUAUGAUUUCAAUCUGGUAUCAUACACUAACUUGUGUAGGUUGUAUUUGCAGUAUAUAAUUUGUCCUCUUGCAAAAAGCCAACAGAUUUUGAAAAAUCCUGUGAUCAUAUGGGAAAUACUGAUAUCUGACAUGACAGCCUGUUUAAUUGUCUUGCAUGAGCUUCUCUUCCUAUAUAUUAUUAUUGUAUUUUACUAUUA